Messenger RNA from Lactuca saligna, 333 nucleotides. NCBI's taxonomy places the organism in Eukaryota, Viridiplantae, Streptophyta, Magnoliopsida, Asterales, Asteraceae. The record is from the annotation of a GenBank genome assembly.
AUGGCCGGAGUAAGGAGAUCAGCCGCGAUGAAGAACAGAAAUGGCGUCCGAUGUGCAUCUGGUAAUGGACGUCCGAUUCCGGUGAGAGGUCAAGUGAAGAUAGCGAUUGUGUUAGGAUUAGCUCAGUCUGUGGCAUCCUUCUUCUCCUCUAAUGGCCGAUCCAAAAAAGAUGAGCACCAUUUGGGCAUUGGCAGAGUGCUCGAAAGAGAGAUAAUCAGUCGGAAAUGGAAAAUUCGAUCAGGGUGCAUGGAAGCCGACAUCGAUACGGUGGGAAACCAUCUGCAGUCGAAGUUGGGAACUGACUACGCACCUGAAAUAGAAGAUGCAGACUGA